Molecule: messenger RNA, 1809 nt
Organism: Fusarium poae
Lineage: Eukaryota; Fungi; Ascomycota; Sordariomycetes; Hypocreales; Nectriaceae
Gene: AURL2
Product: Multicopper oxidase aurL2
Exons: 3
Coding region: 1-1809 (602 amino acids)
Molecular function (GO): copper ion binding; oxidoreductase activity
Source: RefSeq, a predicted model, not a curated record
AUGUUGUUUCGUUGUCUGGCAUUGUUGCCAUUCCUGGCGGGAGCAUUUGCCAAAUCCAAGGUGCACGAUGAUACCUUCACCCCUGACUACGUCCUCGAAGCUACUCUGGACGAUAUUAAAAUCAACUGCAAGUCCAGAUCGUCAAUCACAUUCAACGGUACUUCUCCCGGACCAACAAUCUACCUGCGAGAGGAACAAACGACUUGGAUACGAGUCUAUAAUAAAAUUCCUGACAACAACGUCACAGUUCACUGGCAUGGUCUGAGUCAGCGAGCUGCACCCUUCUCAGAUGGUACACCUCUCGUCAGCCAAUGGCCCAUCCCAGUUGGACAAUUCUUCGAUUAUGAGAUCCGACCACAGCUGGGAGACGCAGGAUCUUACUUUUAUCAUUCACAUGUCGGCUUUCAAAUCUUGACUGCUUAUGGAGCUUUGAUUGUUAGAGACGCUGUCAAGCCGGAAUACAAGUACGACGGAGACAUCCCUCUCAUUGUGGGAGACAACUACGCUGCUCAAGAUGAAGUCAUAGAAGAGGGCCUGCUGGCAGAUCCGUUCAAGUGGUCUGGAGAACCUCAAGCUAUAACUAUUAACGGAAACAGUGGUAACAAGAGUUUCUAUGACGCACCAGACUCAAGCUGUAUGCCUCAUGUAGUCCACGUUGAUCCUGGCAAAGUCUACCGGCUCCGAUUCAUCAGCUCUACAGCAUUGUCUAUGAUCAAGCUGGGGAUUGAAGAUCACGAAAACUUCACAGUCAUUGAAGCCGACGGGUCAUACACAAAGCCUGCUCAUAUCGACCAUGUUCAGGUCUCAUCUGGCCAACGUUUUAGUUACCUCAUCAAAACUAAAACUUCAGAAGAGGUUUGUGGAGGUGAUAAGUCACAGUAUUGGAUCCGGUACGAAAGUCGCGACCGACCCCAAGUCAUCAGUGGUUACGCUUUGCUCAAGUACCGAUGUGACGAGGGCCAAAAUCUCCCAAAAUCACUUCCCGCCACCUCGCCUAUCGAACUGUCCAAUAGUACUGCUGACUACCUCGAGUAUGCUCUUGAAGGAUUAUCAGAAAAGAACAACCAAGCAUUUCCGAGGUUAUCAGAGGUUACAAGAACCGUUACUAUUCAAGUCAACCAGAUUCUCACGACCGGUGCCUAUAAAAAUGGAACCUUGAAUGGCACAGUAGCCUGGGCCCAAAAUGGCCUACCUUGGAAAGAAAGCGUCCAAGCUGAGCGUCACCAAGUUCCAUAUCUGAUUCAAGUCUACGAGAAUGGCACGACUCCUAACUAUACCCUUGCCCUGGAGCAUCAUGGCUUUGAUCCGGAAACCAAGGCAUUUCCUGCCAAGGUCGGUGAAGUUUUGGACAUAGUCUGGGAGAACAACAACGGCCCUACAGGCGGCUGGGACUUCCAUCCAAUGCAUGUUCAUGGAUACCAUGUCUAUGAUCUGGGUUCUGGUAACGGAACAUACAACGCGACUGAGAAUGAAGCGCACUUUGACAACUUCACCCCUGUUCUCCGGGACUCAACUAACCUCUACAGAUAUGCGGUCAAGGGUGUUCCACAUCACACCGCCGGUUGGAGAGCUUGGCGACUCCGCAUCACAGAGGAAAACAUUGGUGCCUGGAUGAUGCAUUGUCAUAUUGCACAGCAUCAAGUGAUGGGUAUGGCCACUGUAUGGGUGUUUGGUGAUGCGGAUCAGAUUCGUGGUAAAUUUCCUGCUCCUCCAUAUACUCAAGGAUAUCUAGACUAUGGUGGAAGUGCCUAUGGAAGUGAGGAUAGUCAACCUUGGGUGAACCAUUACUACAGCAGUGGUGAUGAUUAG